Messenger RNA from Malurus melanocephalus (red-backed fairy wren), 732 nucleotides. RefSeq names its product feather keratin Cos1-2-like. Gene Ontology annotation, molecular function: structural constituent of cytoskeleton. NCBI's taxonomy places the organism in Eukaryota, Metazoa, Chordata, Aves, Passeriformes, Maluridae. The record is from RefSeq and is a predicted model, not a curated record. Gene Ontology annotation, cellular component: intermediate filament. The transcript has 2 exons. Bases 99 to 410 code for a protein of 103 amino acids.
GCAGGGCUGCUAUAAAAGGCAGGCCAAGCCAGUGCUCUCUCAUCCACUUCUCUUGCCUCCUUCUCCUCAGGAAUCAGGUGCACCUGUGACCCCGAGCCAUGUCCUGCUGCCSMCCCUCCUGCAACCCUUGCUGCCAGCCCUGYGGCCCCUGCCCRCUGGCCAACAGCUGCAAUGAGUGCUGUGUCCGCCAGUGCCAGAGCUCCAMUGUGGCCAUUGAGCCGCCUGCUGUGCUGGUGACCCUGCCUGGCCCCAUCCUCAGCUCCUUCCCUCAGAACACCGUGGUGGGAUCUUCUACCUCUGCUGCCGUUGGCAACAUCCUCAGCUGUGGUGGAGUGCCCAUCAACUCUGGGGGCUUUGACCUCUCCUGCAUCACCAGCUGCUAUGGUGGCAGCAGGUGCCGUCCCUGCUAAAUCUGCUGGCAACAACCUUGGGCAAGAACCCACAAGACUUGACAACAUGGUUCUGGCAGAACACGGUUUUGAGCAGGAGACAGAGCUUCUGGACAUUGUAUUUACAGCUUCAGGGUGAUGUUUCUUUCUCCUAUACUUCCUUAUUCUUCCUGUGCUAUCUGUGUCUCCCAAACCAGCCCACGGCACCUGUUGCCCUCCUUUCCUCUUUGGGCAGGCACAUGGACAUCCUGCAGGAGCUCCACUGCAUCUUGGUGGCUGCUCCUGGUGCUAUCUCUGAGCCACCUUCUUUUCUUUUGACUCAAUAAAACACUUUUGCAUCCAA